AUGAAGUCGUGGAAGAUAUCGGGCAGUCCGCACAAGGGCCAGGCCGCGGGCGGUGCUACAGGCGGUAUUGCGGCCCGGUCGUCGAGUGCGGAUGGGAACUUUGACGCCAUGUCGAAGCAGCAGGCUGCGGCGAUCAGCGGGCCGAGGAAGCAGCAUUCCGCGCUGCAAGGGUACUCGCCGCUGAGGUACAUGCCCCCCUCGCGGUCCGCCUCCAACGACAGCAAUGCUCUGCUGAAACAGAGCAGGCGCUCGUCUCACAGUAACAACAGGCCCACUGGUGGGGCCAAUGCGGGUCACUCUGCGUCGACAACGUCCUUCACCACUGACGGUAGCGGGAAGUACUUUCAAGACCUCGACGAGGACUGGAGCGCAGUGAUCGAUGACUACAACAUGCCGAUCCCAGUGUACUUGAACGGCGGGAGCGCUGGUACGGCGGACUCGCUCUCACGGGCUUCGACACACUCGUACCCGCAAUUGCCGAACCUCACGGGCACGGGCAGUGGCAGCAGGGGGACCCCCGGGCCAGCGGUUGUGCCGGAGACGCGGACGCCCACAGAGAUCGCCCAGGAGCGCGACGUCCAGGAACUCAACUCGAUGAUGGCACGUAUCACUAAGUUCAACGCUUUGCUCAGCUCCAAACACAUACUUAACGUCAAAGAACUGAGACAACUCAGUUGGAACGGAAUUCCGAAGCCGAACAGGCCAAAAGUGUGGAAACUGCUCAUUGGCUACCUCCCGGCAAACACGAAGCGGCACGAAAGCUUUCUCCAGCGGAAACGUAAGGAGUACCGCGAUGGGAUCACACACACUUUUGACGAGCAGAACCACCAGAGGGAUAUCCCGACGUGGCAUCAGAUAGAGAUUGAUUUGCCAAGGACGAACCCAAGUAUACCGCUGUACCAGUUCAAAUCAGUGCAACACAGCUUGCAGAAGAUUUUGUACCUCUGGGCUAUAAGACACCCGGCGUCCGGUUACGUCCAGGGCAUAAACGACCUCGUCACACCUUUCUACCAGAUUUUCCUCACAGAGUACCUCCCAGCGUCUCAGAUCGACGAAGUAGCAAACAGGGACCCGGCGAUGUACAUGUCCGAGGAACAGACGGUGCAACUCGAGGCAGACACCUUCUGGUGUCUCACAAAACUGCUAGAACAGAUCACGGACAACUACAUACACGGACAACCGGGGAUCCUUAAACAGGUCAAGAACCUCUCGCAACUCGUCAAGCGGAUCGACGCAGACUUGUACGACCACUUCACCAACGAACACGUCGAGUUCAUACAGUUCGCCUUCAGGUGGAUGAACUGCCUGCUCAUGCGCGAGUUCGAGAUGGACGUCGUCAUCCGCAUGUGGGACACGUACCUGGCGGAGACGUCGCAGGAUUCAUCAGUGGGGGGUGCUACCACGGGAGCAAGCGCUGGUGCGGACCUCUCUGCACCAACAACACCGGCGCAGCGUACGGUCUCAACUUUCCAAACACCGCCGAGCAAGAUAAGAACCGAGGCUACGGUGGGGGCGUCGCCCUCGUCGCCACUCUCAGUGAGGUCCUUCUCCGCAACUACAGCGGUCACGAAAACGACGGCAAGCGGGGCCGGAUCGGACGAUGCAAGCGGAACGAGACAGUCCUCGUCCCUGAACGAGUUCCAUGUCUUCGUGUGCGCCGCGUUCUUAAUCAAGUGGAGCGACCAACUCUGCGGGAUGGAUUUUCAAGAGAUUAUUACGUUCCUGCAGAACCCGCCAACAAAGGACUGGCGGGAAUCAGAUAUCGAAAUGCUUUUGAGUGAGGCUUACAUUUGGCAGUCCCUUUACAAGGACGCGACGUCUCAUUGGCUUUGA
Messenger RNA from Huiozyma naganishii CBS 8797, 1833 nucleotides. It is a transcript of the gene GYP1, whose product is annotated as GTPase-activating protein GYP1. Gene Ontology annotation, biological process: activation of GTPase activity. The record is from RefSeq and is a predicted model, not a curated record. The coding region runs from base 1 to 1833 and encodes 610 amino acids. NCBI's taxonomy places the organism in Eukaryota, Fungi, Ascomycota, Saccharomycetes, Saccharomycetales, Saccharomycetaceae. Gene Ontology annotation, molecular function: GTPase activator activity. Gene Ontology annotation, cellular component: Golgi apparatus. The transcript has a single exon.